UGCGACACAACGACGAUAUGUUUUGUGAAAAUUACACAAGUAGUUAAAUAAAAUUGAAAGGCAAUAAAUAUUUUAGCAGUGAUUGGAUGCAAUUUAGUGCAACUAAAUAUUAAAUUAAAAAAGAUAAUUUGGCAAAACGAGCCGAUGAAACUUUGUGACGUCAUAUUUGUGCGACUUUGUUGUGCUCUGGGUUUGGGUAAGAAAUUGGGUACAAUGGUGGCAUUUCCAAGUUCUCUUACCGAUGAAGAAGAGGCAUUGCAAAAGAAAUAUGCUAAACUUAAGAAGAAGAAAAAGGCGCUAGUUGCCUUGAAGAAGCAGAGUUCAACCAACCAGACCAAUCAGAGUGGACUCAAACGAACUUUAUCAGACCAGCCUGUGGUGGACACAGCGACAGCAACUGAACAAGCAAAGAUGCUGAUCAAGUCUGGAGCCAUCAGUGCUAUUAAAUCUGAGAACAAGAACUCUGGAUUUAAAAGGUCAAGGAUGUUGGAGAUUAAACUUAAGGACCCUGAAAAAGGCCCUGCUCCAGCCUUCUUACCCUUCCAAAGAAGCGUCUCAACUGAUGACGAGCCACCAGACUCCAAGAGAGCUCACAGGAAGUUACUCUACGAAAGUUUUGUGAGUUCCAGUGACCGUUACCGCGACGAUGAUGACGGGAGUGGAAUGUCGUCAAGUCGGGAAAUGGACCGGGAUCGAGAGCGCGACAGAGACCGAGAGAGAGACAGAGAUCGCGAUCGGGAUUUUGAACGGGAGCGUGAUCGUGGGCGGGACAGAGAGAGAGAGAGGGAACGAGAGAGAGGACGUGAAAGGAGCCGUGACAGGAGCCGGGACAGGAGCCGAGACAGGAGCCGGGACAGGAGCCGGGACAGGAGCCGGGACAGGAGCCAGGACAGCAGCCGGGACAGGAGCCGGGACAGGAGCCGGGACAGGAGUCGGGAGAGGAGUCGGGACAGGAGCCGAGACAGGAGCAGAGAACGAAACCGAGAUAGAGACAGGGACGGACCAUUCAGACGCUCAGACUCAUACCCCGAGCGCAGAGGUGUCCGAAAGGGAAACACUGUUUACGUUUAUGGCUCUGGACUCAUAGAGGACAGCCUGCGCUCUGCCUUUUCUCUGCACGGAAACAUCAUUGACCUGUCUAUGGACAACCCACGCAACUGUGCAUUUAUUACAUUUGAAAAGAUGGAGUCUGCAGACCAGGCAGUAGCUGAGUUAAACGGCAAUACAGUGGGAGACGUCAACAUCAAAGUGAGCAUUGCCAGGAAACAGCCAAUGUUAGAUGCAGCCACCGGAAAAUCAGUCUGGGCCUCUCUGGCGGUACAGAACAGCACAAAGGGCUCCUACCGUGACAAGAGGAACCAGGUCGUCUACAGCGAAGACUUUUUGUGAUUCAUGUUUCUCCCUUACAGCAAGAUUCUUUACAUUUUUUGUUCAUGUUUGUAGAGCGGAAUUUCAAAAACUGUAUUUUUUUUGUUGUCAAAUAGAUUUAUGCUGUAAUAUCUUUAGAGGAUUAAACUGGUUUCCUGUUGCUCAAUAAAUCUCUACUCUGUUAUCAUGAUGAUGUCAUGUUCAAAAGAUCAAAUGUAGAUUGUCUGUUUAUGAUGAUUUAUAACAGCUUAUUUGGGGUCAUUUGAAAUCACCUAGACACUUCUGCAGCUCCUCCAGGAACAACUGAUGUUCUCAAAGGUGUGAGAUACGAUUUCAUAUGAUGAUGUGAGCAGGACCCAAAGUGUUCAGGAGGUUAUGGAGUUGAGGUCAGAUUUGUGGAGAGUCAACCCCGUUGACAUCACUCAGGAUCCAGAAUACACACUUUUUACUCUUGUAAAAAAGAUGUGAGUCUGGUCACUGGUGAAUCUCCCCGUUUUCAAAAGAGCUUGACUGACAGGUGGAUUAGUCAAUCAGGGACACUCAUGGUCUGCCUAUAUCCAAAAAAGUAAAGGAAAAAAAAUAUCACAAGGGACUGAAAAACUUUGUGGAUUUCUGCAAAAUCGAUGACUGAAGCACUAAACUCUGUUCAUCUGAGGUGAGAGAAAUUAGAUUUUAUUUGUAAAUCAUAGGUGACCGAAGAGCUCCUUCGUUUCACAUGUGUCACUGAAAAAACUAAUCUGAUUGGACGAUCACGUCUGUCCGUACACACAAUGAAGGAAGUGGGGACCAAACUGAUAUAAAAAAUACAGAGAGAUCUUUAAGGAUUUGCCAGACAACCGCUUAAAGUAAGAAUGCAUAUUUUUCAAAAUAUCUGAGCUAUACAAACAGCCUUGGGGAAAUACAAUGAUAUAUCGUGCUGUGGAACAUUUUAGGCAAAGCCACCAAAGUUGCACAGUGCACCUUUAAACAAUUCCACGAAAAAUGACAAAAUCACAGGAAAGGCCAUAA
This is a messenger RNA of Periophthalmus magnuspinnatus, 2376 nucleotides long. RefSeq names its product negative elongation factor complex member E (gene nelfe). The transcript has 11 exons. Gene Ontology annotation, cellular component: NELF complex. Gene Ontology annotation, molecular function: RNA binding. The record is from RefSeq and is a predicted model, not a curated record. Lineage: Eukaryota; Metazoa; Chordata; Actinopteri; Gobiiformes; Gobiidae. Bases 145 to 1389 code for a protein of 414 amino acids. Gene Ontology annotation, biological process: negative regulation of transcription elongation by RNA polymerase II.